AUGGCUUCUCCCAAUCCUAUUCCCGCCGGCAUUAGCAAGGAACAGGCGUUUAGUAUGGCACAAACGGAGAUGGAAUAUCGUGUGGAGCUCUUUAACAAGCUUGCUCAAACAUGCUUUAACAAAUGUGUGGAUAAAAGGUACAAGGAAGCUGAGCUAAACAUGGGUGAGAAUAGUUGCAUUGACCGUUGUGUUUCCAAGUACUGGCAGGUAAAUGGAAUGGUUGGACAGCUUCUAAGUGCUGGCAAGCCUCCAAUGUAA
Microthlaspi erraticum is the source of this 258-nucleotide messenger RNA. NCBI's taxonomy places the organism in Eukaryota, Viridiplantae, Streptophyta, Magnoliopsida, Brassicales, Brassicaceae. The record is from the annotation of a GenBank genome assembly.